CCAGCACGGGCGGCUCAGCCCACAUCCGCCUUGUCUAAUAAAAGCUCCUCCUUCUUCUUCACUACUGCAGAAGAGCAAGGCAUCGGGGGGGCACCAGGCGCUCUCUAUAUUACACUUGUAGCUAAACUGUUUCAUUUACCCUUCGCCGGAGUCUAAAGCAAUGGCAUCUACAAAGGAGAAGCUGAUCGAGAACGUGUUGAGGGAAGAUGCCGUUGGCUCCAGGAACAAGGUGACGGUGGUUGGUGUUGGCAUGGUGGGCAUGGCCUGCUCCGUCAGUAUCCUCAUGAAGGAACUAGCUGAUGAGAUGGUUCUGGUCGAUGUCAUUGAGGAUAAACUGAAAGGCGAAGCCAUGGACCUGCAGCAUGGAAGUCUCUUCCUUAGGACCCCGAAGAUUGUGUCUGACAAAGAUUACAGUGUGACUGCAAACUCCAAGGUGGUGGUGGUGACAGCUGGUGCCCGGCAGCAGGAGGGCGAGAGCCGCCUCAACCUGGUGCAGCGCAACGUCAACAUCUUCAAGUUCAUUAUUCCCAACAUCGUCAAGUACAGCCCCAACUGCAUUCUCCUCAUUGUCUCCAACCCAGUGGACAUCUUGACUUACGUGGCCUGGAAGCUGAGUGGUUUCCCCAGGAACCGUGUCAUUGGCAGUGGUACCAACCUGGACUCUGCUCGCUUCCGCCACCUGAUGGGCGAGAAACUCAACAUCCAUCCAUCCAGCUGCCAUGGCUGGGUCAUUGGGGAACAUGGAGACUCCAGUGUACCUGUGUGGAGUGGUGUGAAUGUGGCUGGGGUCACCCUCCAGAACAUCAACCCACAACUGGGCUCAGAUGCAGAUGAAGAAAACUGGAAGAGUGUCCACAAGAUGGUAGUUGACAGUGCCUAUGAGGUCAUCAAGCUGAAAGGGUAUACAUCCUGGGCUAUCGGGCUGUCUGUAGCUGACUUGGUGGAGAGUAUCAUGAAGAACCUGAGAAAGGUGCACCCAGUGUCCACCCUGGUCCAGGGCAUGCACGGUGUGAAGGAUGAGGUCUUCCUCAGUCUGCCCUGCGUCCUGGGCAACAGUGGGCUCACCGAUGUGGUGCACAUGACUUUGAAGGCCAGUGAGGAGAAGCAGCUGGUGAAGAGCGCAGAGACCCUAUGGGGUGUCCAGAAGGAGCUCGUCCUUUGAGGGUCAUACAGAGAUGACCACGGUGGCUUUGAAGCUACCUCCUUUAGCUAACACUCCCCUUAGCACUCCUGAACCAAACAGUUAAACCAAACAGUCUCUAAACAGUUAAGCACCUUACUGCCUCACUGUACCUGCGCUUGUUGGAAUUCUCCUUUGUCAGCAGUGAUUUUUGUCUGUACUUGUCUUUGUUGUGCAGUCUAUAUAGAGUAUUUAAAAAUAAAACAAGGGCCAGAUCUGCAAGAAAACGUAUGGUUUUAUGGUCUUAAACCAAAAAUCAGCCAUUCCAUACAUCAACCAAAGCUGUUAUUUUUUGGUUAGAAGUUAAACAAAACUGCAUUUCUGAGAGCUAUUCACUGCCUUGUGAGGCUUCUAUCUGACCAUUAGUACUACUAAAUGGGGCAGGGUUAAUGUUACCAUCAGCUUGUCUUGUUAGGCAGCUACCUUUGUUUACAGUUGUAAUCUCUAGACUGAAAGCUUAAUUGUGUCAGUCUUUGGACUGUCCCAUAGCACUUUCCUAAUAAAGCAAUGUCUUGUUCUGGUCUCUGA
Molecule: messenger RNA, 1708 nt
Organism: Brienomyrus brachyistius
Lineage: Eukaryota; Metazoa; Chordata; Actinopteri; Osteoglossiformes; Mormyridae
Product: L-lactate dehydrogenase A chain
Exons: 8
Coding region: 161-1162 (333 amino acids)
Biological process (GO): carboxylic acid metabolic process
Cellular component (GO): cytoplasm
Molecular function (GO): L-lactate dehydrogenase (NAD+) activity
Source: RefSeq, a predicted model, not a curated record